AAAAUAUUUUCUAAAAUCUCCUUUAAAAGUUUACUGACCCAAUAUCGGCUCUCCGCCAUCGAGUUUCCGACUGACCAGAUAAUUAAAUAAGAUUGAAAAAUGUCUGCUUCAGUAAUUAAGAAAUUCUUCAUCGCAUCAAUGUUCAUGUGGAUAGCUCCUCUUGCAAUCUUGUACGGUUUUAAUCAUAAUUUACUUCCUGGUUCAUCAAAUUUAUCUCCCCAUGCUAUGACACUGGUAAGCGGGUUCGUUGCUGUUAUCUCGGUCAAUAUUGUUAUUGCAUUCUAUAUAUAUAUGGCAAUGAAGGAACCUGCGGAUAAGCAUGAGCCGGAUCCAAAGUUUCUUGCUGAUGCUAAAGCUAGCGUAAGCCAGCCAAUGGGGGGAGCUUCAACGUCUUCUGAAUCCGUUAAGAAACAAGAAUAGAAUAGCUGAAGCUAUAAGUAGUCACAAUGGAGAGAAUGGAACAAUGAGGUCUGUGUUCCAUACUUGUGUCUAAUGAUUAACGAAUUAAGUUCUUGUUUUUGUUGUAUAAUUAGACUCAUUGCUUUCAAUCUUUUCGAUAUAAUUAUCGAGUUUUGAUCCA
Molecule: messenger RNA, 580 nt
Organism: Hibiscus syriacus
Lineage: Eukaryota; Viridiplantae; Streptophyta; Magnoliopsida; Malvales; Malvaceae
Exons: 3
Coding region: 100-420 (106 amino acids)
Biological process (GO): vacuolar proton-transporting V-type ATPase complex assembly
Cellular component (GO): endoplasmic reticulum membrane
Source: RefSeq, a predicted model, not a curated record